ACUUUCAACUACCUGACUGCUUUCCUAUCAAUUCCCUUAAACAAAGCAGUCUGAAGCUUUCUCCUCCAUCUUGACUCUGGGCCAAAACAACAAUGGCAACCGAAGACACAGUGGACCUGUCCGACUCCCAUGCCCCGCACCAAGCCUCCCUCGACGCCUUCUCCUCCAUCCUCGAAGACGUAAAGGCAGAACUCAUCAAACUGCGUCGUGAUCAUGAUAAACACGAAGCGGAAUACUUUGCCAGAGUCCGGCACCUCUCCGACGCCCAACUAACAUCCUUCUCGGCCUCGGACCUGGAACUCGUGCGCGUCGCCACAUCCGCCUACGGCAUCCAUCUCUUCGGCAAAGUCAAGCUGCGCGCGCUGGACGACGGUGACGACAAUGGCGGCGGAUACAUCCACAUUCGCAUCUUCGGGGCUGCAAAGGAAGGCACGGAUGGAAGUAGUGCCGACGAACGCGUGUACAGUUUACAUAGCAUACAUACGGAGGAGGUGGUCAAAGAGGAUGGGGAUCGAGUGUAUCGGGCGGUGUUUGGCAAGGAGGAUGCGUUGGAGUGGUUUGAUACGUAAAUAGCGAGGGAAAAGGGAGCAUGUUUGUUAAUGGAUUGGAUGACGGAAGAAAGAAAGAAAGAAAUGUGUAUGUAUGUUUGUGUAUGGCUUGGUUUGGGAGAGAGAGAGAGAGAGAGAGAAUGGAAACAGUUGAUGAUCAAGAAAAAAGGUGGGGGUUCAUAUUUUUUUUUCAUUCUACAUCAAGAUAAUAAUAUAAGAAAAAAAAAC
Molecule: messenger RNA, 776 nt
Organism: Bipolaris maydis ATCC 48331
Lineage: Eukaryota; Fungi; Ascomycota; Dothideomycetes; Pleosporales; Pleosporaceae
Source: RefSeq, a predicted model, not a curated record